Rotaria sp. Silwood1 is the source of this 615-nucleotide messenger RNA. The record is from the annotation of a GenBank genome assembly. NCBI's taxonomy places the organism in Eukaryota, Metazoa, Rotifera, Eurotatoria, Philodinida, Philodinidae.
AUGAUGAAUAAAAAGAAAUUAUUUUUAUUUGUUUUAUUCUUAUUACUAUUAUUAUUAAUUAAUAAUAUAAGUAGUAAAUCAUUAAAUUCAUAUUAUUUAAUUGAUAUUGAUAGAAAUUUCUCAUUAAAUAAUAAUAGUUAUUGUUCAAAUAUAUUAAUUAACAAAAAUUUAUAUUAUAUUCCAAAUCAAUGUCACAAACAUGUUUUAUGUAAUCGAUAUAAUUGUGAUGAUAAAUCAUAUCGUUGUAUUAAAAUUCGUGAAAUAUUAUGUUGUUUAUAUAAAUAUAUUCAAAAAUAUUGUCAAAAAGAUAAUUUAAAAGAACAAUUUCGUUUUAUUUAUUUUCAUAUAUCAAUUCAACAUGGAUAUUGUGAAAUAAAUUUAGAACGUAUUGAACAAAAUGAUCAAUCAUAUUGUAUUUCAAAUAAUAUUGAAACAACAACAACAACAAUAUCUUUAUCUCAUUUAUCUUUGAAAUAUUUUCAUCGUUAUUAUUCUCGUUCAACUUCACAAUUAUCAAAUAUUAAUUAUUUACGAUAUGAUACAACAACUAUUACAUCAAAAUCUUCUUUUAUAUGUGUAAAUUUUAUCAUUUUAUUAUUAUCAAUAUUAUUAUAG